AUUAUGUCUAUCUAUAAUAUCGAAAUGCAAGAUACCGAAAAUAUAAAUGAAUGGAUAAAUUGGAUUGAAGAAUCUAUUGAUAAAGAACAUUUGAAUUAUUACGAAUAUAAUCAAUUUAACAACUUUAAGGAAAUUGGUGCUGGAAGUUUCGGAAAAGUGUUUCGAGCCAAUUUGAAAAAUUUAGAAAAAAAUUUUGCGUUAAAAUCGUUUUUUAAUAUAAACAACGCCACUAUGAAAGAAAUUGUUCGUGAGGUAAAAAUUCAACGUAAAGUUGAUUUUCAUGAUAAUAUUAUUCGUUGUUAUGGAGUAACGAAAUUUAUGUCAGAAAAUCAUGAUAAUAAUAUUAAUUAUAUGUUAGUAAUGGAAUAUGCUAAUAGCGGUAGUCUGCGAAAUUAUUUGAAGAAUAAUUUUAAUAAACUUACUUGGGAUAACAAGUACCUUAUGGCGUAUCAAUUAGCUUGCGCUGUAUCGUGCUUACAUAAUGAGGGGAUUAUCCAUUGUGAUUUGCAUUCUGGUAAUGUAUUAGUUCAUCAUGAUACAAUUAAAUUAGCAGAUUUUGGAUUAUCAAAAAGGAUUGGAGUAUCCACCAAUUUUCAAUCAAAAUUAUUUGGAAUGGUUCCUUAUGUUGAUCCAAAAAGCUUUAGCAGGAGAAGAAAUAAUGAUAACCAAGUGUAUUCAUUAAAUGAAAAAAGUGAUGUUUACAGUAUUGGAGUAUUGCUAUGGGAAAUGUCAAGUGGGCAACCUCCUUUCUAUGCUGAUGGAGAAAAUUAUGAUGUUGGUCUGAUUUAUGACAUUUCACAAGGUCUCAGGGAAACGGUUGUUCCUGAUACACCUGAUGAAUAUGUAAAAAUUUAUACUAAAUGUUGGGAUGGUGAGCCAGAUAAUCGUCCAACUAUAUUUCAAUUAAUUGAUUGGUUAAAAGUAAUCAUUACAAAAACUGAUGUAAUGAUAGAUAAUAUUCAAUUAUCAAGUGAUCAAGAAUUUAAUUUAAGUAAUGUUGAACCUUCUGUUAAUAUGCCUUUUAAUAUUAAUAAUUCAGAAUUACAAGGAGAACUAUCUCAACUUAUUCAAAAUUUUGAUAAAAUGAAUACAAAAGAAAUUGAUAGUAUAAUAAUAUCAGCAAGUGAACAAAAAUAUAAUUUAUCUAAAAAAGAUUUUAAUAUAAUAAUUGAUGAAAUAAAUGAUUUUAUUUUUAAAUCAUUUAAUAAAGGAAUUAAUGAUAAAUUAGUAAAACAGCAAGUUAUUGAAUAUUUUAAUAAUAAUAUUAUAGAUUUACAAGAUAAUUAUAAUUGGUUAUUACAACAUCAAAAUAGUUCAAAUUCUAUUUUUUUACUUGGAUAUUUUAAUUAUUAUGGAAUUGAAACAAAUGAAAAUAAUGAGAAAGCAUUUAAGUUAUUUUAUGAUGCACACAGUAGAGAUCAUAUAUUAGCAUCAUAUUUUGUUAGUAUAUGUUAUCAAUAUGGGUAUGGAAUUGAUAUAAAUGAAAAUUUGGCUUUUAAAUAUUUUGAAAUAAUAGCUAAGCAAAAUUAUACAAUUGGACAAAUGGAAGUUGGUUAUUGUUAUGAAAAUGGAAUAGGUGUUAUAAAAGAUGUAAAAAAAGCUUUUAAUUGGUAUAAACAAGCUGCAAAGAAUGGAAAUAUAAUGGCCAUGCACAAUCUUGGUCUUUAUUAUAAAGAUGGAAUAGGUGUUGAGAAAAAUCAUAAUAAAGCUUUUGAAUUGUUUAAACAAUCUGCUGAAAGAGGAUUUUUGGGUGGAAUGACUUCAUUAGGAUGUUGUUAUGAAAAUGGUAUUGGAACUGAAAUUAAUAAACAAAAAGCAUUUAUAUUAUAUCAAAAAUCAGCAAAUUUAGGAGACAUGGUAGCACAAUAUAAUCUUGCUUAUAUAUAUGAAAAUGGAGAUGGAAUUACGAAGGAUAUAAAUAAGGCAAUUUAUUGGUAUAGAAAAUCUGCUGAACAAGGUGAUCAAGAUGCAAAAGAUAAGUUGGUAUUACUCCAAAUAAUUUAUAAUUAA
Rhizophagus irregularis DAOM 181602=DAOM 197198 is the source of this 2010-nucleotide messenger RNA. The record is from RefSeq and is a predicted model, not a curated record. Lineage: Eukaryota; Fungi; Glomeromycota; Glomeromycetes; Glomerales; Glomeraceae.